Molecule: messenger RNA, 2723 nt
Organism: Hylaeus anthracinus
Lineage: Eukaryota; Metazoa; Arthropoda; Insecta; Hymenoptera; Colletidae
Gene: Dhdds
Product: dehydrodolichyl diphosphate synthase complex subunit DHDDS
Exons: 5
Coding region: 741-1628 (295 amino acids)
Biological process (GO): polyprenol biosynthetic process
Cellular component (GO): endoplasmic reticulum; dehydrodolichyl diphosphate synthase complex
Molecular function (GO): ditrans,polycis-polyprenyl diphosphate synthase [(2E,6E)-farnesyl diphosphate specific] activity
Source: RefSeq, a predicted model, not a curated record
GAAUCUGGUGUAACGAAAAUAUUCUUAUAAAAUAAAUUAAUUGCAAUAAAUAAUAAUAGAUGUCUUAAAUAAGUACUCGUCGCGAAUAUAAACAUUAUUUGUCAUUAUCAUUAGUAUUCAAAUAUUUAUAUACAUUUAUGGAGGUUAAAGACAAAUAUGUACAAUUUUCUCGAUAAACUAAAGUUCAAGAUGGACGCUCUGUAACUCGAAUAAUACUCGAAAUAUCUAUGUGUAACUAACUUGACAUAUGUACAUGAAUGUAUUUAUUGGAAUGCAUCAAUGUAACUUUUCUAAAAUUUUGUAUUCCUAACAAAAUUUGUUAAUGAGUAUCCCAAUAAGCAAAUGCAAUACCAUGCAAACUGUAUAAAUAAAGAUGUUAUGAAACGAACUAUUGUAAUUCACGGAGAUAAUGACUGUGUAUUUAAAAUGUUGAUAAGGUUAAAUGUCGACGUGUCGGGAGGAUAAUUAUUUUAGUUAGUUUUUUCAAAGAUACGCAUGACUUGCCACGAAGUACAUUUGAACAAUAUUCUUGUACAAAAUUCUACAGUUAUAAGUUCGUGCGAAAUAACGUAUAUUUUUUAAUAGUGUCAUUACACCUUACUGUUACUUGUGAUGAAAAAGUACACAAAAUAAUAAAAAAAACAAUGUCUAUAUGAAACGUUUAAAAUUAAUCGUGAAAGUCACUCGAAGAAGUUUUAAAUAUUAUUCUUAAAAUUUAUGUACUUAAAUAUUUGUAAACAAUGUCAUGGAUAAGAGAUAGCACGUUAAGUUGGUUGCAACUUUUGGCAACAAAAGUUAUAAAAACUGGGCAUAUUCCUAAGCAUGUGGCAUUUAUAAUGGAUGGUAAUAGACGUUAUGCGACUAAAAAUGGAAUAGAAAAAAUAGAAGGACAUACAAAAGGAUUUGAUAAGUUUGCGGAAACUCUACAAUGGUGUAGAGAUGUUGGUAUAAAAGAGGUGACAUUUUAUGCCUUUAGUAUUGAAAAUUUUAAAAGAAAAGAUGAAGAAGUGAAUGGACUUUUGAAUCUCGCAGAGCAAAAAUUUCGACGUCUUCUAGGUGAAAAAGAUAAAGCCAAAGAAUAUGGUUUAUGUGUUCGUAUAAUUGGUAAUUUGUCACUAUUACCUCAAAAUAUACAAGAAUUGAUAGCAGAAACUAUGAUUUGUACUAAAGAUCAUACUAAAGUAUUUCUUAACAUUGCAUUUGCUUACACAUCAAGAGAUGAAAUUACACAUGCCAUUAAGGAUGUAAUUGAGGGUGUUCAAGGUGGUGAUAUUCUUCUGGAUGACAUAGAUGAGAAUUUAAUUUCUAAUUGCUUGUACACAAAUAAUUCACCAAAUCCUGACUUAUUAAUUCGUACUUCUGGAGAAGUCAGAUUUAGUGAUUUUCUUAUGUGGCAAAUAUCAAACACGUGUGUUUAUUUCACUACCGUGCUAUGGCCAGAAUUUAAUGUGUGGGAUUUUCUUAAUGCAAUAUUUUAUUAUCAAAGAUGUUAUUCUGAUAUACAAAAGAUAAUUAAAAUACAAAAUGUGAAGCCGAUAAUACAAAAUAGUAGACAAUUGACAUACAUUGAUAAGUUACAUCAUAAAAGACAAAUUGCACUUGAACGUAUAUAUCCAGGAAAUAUUUAAACAUGGUACUGAAGUGACAUAUUUAAAUAAUAUUGAUCAUCAUUAUUUGAUAAAAAUUUAUAUAUUCUACUUUGUAUAUUUAUGUAAACAAAAUGUAUGUCUUUAUAGAAUUUUGCAUUUAUUAUGUAUAUAAAAAUAGUUUUGAAAAGUAGAUUCUUUCUGCAUUUUUUAAGGGUGUUAAAAUAUGUACAAAUAUGAAAAUUAUGAAUGAUUCGUAAGUCUUGUUAUAUUCUUAUAAAAAAAAUCUAUAGAUAUUUUUAUGCUGUGUGAAUUUCUUUAAAAAUUGAAUUUAAUAUAUAAAACUUCACAGAUGGGUAAAAUUUUAUUUGAGUAAUAGAUAAGGGAUAGAAACAAUAUAUAGCGAUUCGUUUAGGGGACGAAAUAUUUAAUUCUGUAAUUCAAAUUCUAAUUUUUAUUGAAAGUGUUAUGGAUUUUGUUCAUCUCGGUAAGAUGUAUGUUGACAAAGUAACGGAACUUUUGUGUGUACACAUAAAUUUAUCCUUUCUUUUAUUUUGUGUGUUUACAAGCUUGUAUAUUAUUUGAUGUAUUACAUAUAUAUAUAUAUAUAAAAUUUACAAAUAAAAUAAUAUUUUCUUGAAAUAUCCUGUACAUUACAUUUGUUGCAGCGUACUGUUGGCUUAUUUUUUAAUAUUCUUUCAUUUUUGCCUUUAUACAUCACAAUUGACAGCCUUUUAUAAAUCCUUUCCAUAAAAAUUAAAAUUUUCGAAAUCUUCUAGCAUACAUCUACAAUCGUAUAAGGUAUGUUCAUUAAAUAAAUAUUACGCAGCAUGUAAUAUAAAUAAUAGGAGGCACAUUAUUGUAGUUCUUACUAGGUAGAAACAUACAAACCUAUGCAUUUUUAUAUUUUGAUAUUCAUGUAACAUGUACACAUAUUUAAAAAUAAGUAACAUGUAUUAUAUAUACAAUUGUAUACUGUAUUAUAAUUUCACACCUAUUUUUACAAAAAACCAUUUGGGAAUUGUGUUAAUUUAUUGGUAAUCAAUCUUUCAUCAAUACUUAAUUGAUAUUGAAGUUUUAUAGAUUGUAUAAGACAUAAAGCUUACUAUUAUAGCAUGAAAAAAAAAAAAAAAUAAA